AUGGUGAUGCUAAAUUCUAAUAACGUUAAGGUGUUUCUGGAAAAUACCCUAAAACCGUAUGAUUUGCAUUCUGUAGACUUUAAGACGACAUCUUUACAGUCAUCUAUACUUCUAACAGCCACUAAUGGAGGCAUACUGUCGUACGCAACCUCGAACAGUGAUGUGCUGAAGAACUCGAUAAACGAAAUAAAUUCAGUCAAUAAUCUGAAAAUGAUGACCCUACUGAUAAAGGAUAAGUGGUCAGAAGAUGAAAACGACACCGCGGAUCAAACCUCCAAUAGUUGUUACCCUAUAGAGAUCGAUUCUUUUAAAACUAAGAUAUAUACAUAUGAAAUGGAGAAUCUACAUGCCUGUGUCGCACAGAUACCCAACAGCGAUCUUUUGCUAUUGUUCAUAGCGGAUGGUACAUUUCCCUACGGGCUGCUAGUUUUCAAAAUUGAAAGGGCGAUGAGAGAACUAACCGAUUUGUUUGGUUACAGGCUAGGUUAA
Messenger RNA from Saccharomyces mikatae IFO 1815, 489 nucleotides. It is a transcript of the gene SLM4, whose product is annotated as Slm4p. Gene Ontology annotation, biological process: signal transduction. Gene Ontology annotation, cellular component: Ragulator complex. Lineage: Eukaryota; Fungi; Ascomycota; Saccharomycetes; Saccharomycetales; Saccharomycetaceae. Bases 1 to 489 code for a protein of 162 amino acids. The record is from RefSeq and is a predicted model, not a curated record. The transcript has a single exon.